ACCAUUCCUUAGUUUCCUCUCCUCUCUUGCUUAGCUCAUUUUUCGGUUUUUUUUUCUCUCUCUCUUCUCUCCUCUCCCUCUCCUGCUUUUUUCUUUCCGGUGACAGUAGGGCUUCUUCUAUCUUACGCUUUCGCACUGUUGUUUCUCCGCGGCGCACGUUAACCCCGCCGUUCUCUAUCUUACGCUCCCGGAGGGUUAGAGGGAGACUCUCUAGGGUUUGGUUCCGAUUCUUUUAUCAUUUACUGUGAGAUCCGUGAAAGGGGAACAGUGUGUGAUUCAAUAUCUGGGCGGGCGGGAGCAGAAAGUUAGGGUUAGGGUUUUUGAUGCGUUGGCGGACAUCAGAGCCCGCUAAUUGGAUCGUAGUGUGGGUCAGGCGCGUGACAUGGCUAAUCCCGGAGUCGGGACCAAGUUUGUAUCCGUGAAUCUGAACAAAUCGUAUGGGCAGCCUUCUCACCAUCCACCGCAUCCUAGCUCUUACGGGUCGAACAGGGGCCGGCCCGGUAGUCAUGGCAGUGGAGGAAUGGUGGUCCUUUCGAGGCCUCGCAGUGCUAACAAGGCUGGGUCGAAGCUAUCUGUUCCACCCCCCUUGAAUCUGCCUUCGUUGCGCAAAGAGCACGAGCGCUUUGAUUCGUUGGGUUCAGGUGGUGGAGCUGCCGGUGGAGGGGCUUCAGGUAGUGGGUCAAGGCCUUCUUCAUCUGGUGUGGGGUGGACGAAGCCCACCGCGGUUGCUUUGCAAGAGAAAGAAGGGGCUGGUGAUAAUGUAGGAGCUGAUGGAGUUGACCAGACUUUGCAUGGUGUUGAUGGGGUGAGUAGGGGGAUCGGUUCGGGGACCAGUCUUUAUAUGCCACCUUCAGCCCGGUCUGGCUCUGUGGGACCCCUCCCUACUGCUUCUGCUCUAUCUCAUCAACCGACAGAGAAAGCACUGCUCUUGAGGGGUGAGGAUUUUCCUUCAUUGCAGGCUGCUUUGCCUUCUUCAUCAGGGCCUUCACAAAAGCAAAAGGACGGUUUGAAUCAGAAACAGAGGCAAGUUGUCCAUGAUGAAUUGUUGAAUGAGCAGAGGGAUAGUUCUCAUUCAAGUUUGCUUGUUGACAUGCGCCCUCAAGUGCAGCCGUCUCGUCGUGGUAUAGGCAAUGGACUGAAUGAGAGUGGCAGUGAAAGUAAGGGUUUGGGUGGUAAUCGAGCAUCAGAGCAAGUAAGGAAGCAGGACGAGUAUUUUCCAGGUCCAUUACCACUAGUUCGGUUGAACCCAAGAUCAGAUUGGGCGGAUGAUGAGCGUGAUACAAGUCAUGGUUUCACAGACCGGGGCAGAGAUCAUGGGUACUCAAAGACUGAACCUUAUUGGGAUAGAGAUUUUGAUAUGCCCAGAGUAAGUGUUCUACCACACAAGCCAGUUCAUAAUCCUUCUGAUAGGCGGGGUCUGCAUGACAAUGAAGCUGGAAAGAAUUCUUCCAGUGAAGUCCCUAAGGUGGACCCAUACAGCAGAGAUGCAAGAACACCUAGCAGAGAAGGAAGGGAAGGGAACUCGUGGAGAAAUACCAAUCUUCCAAAAGAUGGAAUUAGUGGUCAAGUUGGAAAUGAAAGAAAUGGUUUUGGUGCAAGGCCAUCGAGUGUAAACAGAGAAACAAGUAAGGAGAACAAGUAUAGUCUGACAACCGUUCAAGAAAAUGCUCAAGAUGAUUUUGUAAGGAGGGAUGUAGGGUAUAGACAUGGAGGGAGACAGCCCUGGAACAAUCAUACGGAUUCAUAUGCAAGCAGAGGGGCUGAAUGGAAUAAACGAGACCGAUAUGGCAGUGAACAACACAAUAGAUACAGAGGUGAUGCUUUACAGAAUAGUUCAGUGUCCAAACCCUCGUACUCCCUAGGUGGUAAAGGACUUCCUGUCAAUGAUCCCCUGCUCAAUUUUGGUAGGGAGAAGCGCUCAUUCUCAAAUAGUGAAAAACCUUAUGUAGAGGAUCCUUUCAUGAAAGACUUUGGAGGUACUGGUUUUGACAGCCGGGAUCCCUUCUCUGGAGGUCUUCUCGGAGUGGUUAAGAAGAAGAAAGAUGUGAUUAAACAAACUGAUUUCCAUGAUCCUGUUAGGGAAUCUUUUGAGGCGGAACUUGAGAGAGUUCAGAAAAUGCAAGAACAGGAGCGACAGCGGAUCGUUGAGGAACAAGAAAGAGCUUUAGAGCUAGCUCGAAGAGAAGAAGAGGAGAGAAUGCGGCUGGCUAGGGAACAAGUAGAGAGGCAGAGAAGGUUGGAAGAAGAAGCUAGGGAAGCAGCGUGGAGAGCAGAACAAGAACAACUUGAAGCCAUGCGAAGAGCUGAAGAGCAGAGAGUAGCCAGGGAAGAGGAGAGACGGAGGUUGUUUAUGGAGGAAGAAAGGAGGAAGCAUGCUGCUAAGCAGAAGCUUUUGGAAUUGGAGGAAAGGAUUGCCAAGAGGAAGGCUGAAACUGGAAAGGCUGGUGGUAAUUUUUUGGCUGAUGCAGAUGAGAAAAUGUCAAGGAUGGAGAAAGAAAAAGAUGUGUCCAGGGCAGCUGACAUGGGUGACUGGGAGGAUGGUGAAAGAAUGGUGGAAAGGAUCACAGCCUCAGCAUCUUCUGAUUCAAGUUUGAACAGGUCCUUUGAGAUGGGUUCUAGGUCUCAUUAUUCUAGAGAUACUUCUGCUUUUGUGGAUAGAGGAAAACCUGUUAAUUCAUGGAGAAGAGAUGUAUAUGAGAAUGGGAACAGCUCAACCUUACUUAUACAAGACCAGGACAAUGGCCAUCAUAGUCCCAGACGAGAUUUAUCUGUUGGUGGGAGAGGUCAUUUAAGGAAAGAGUUCUAUGGAGGCGGUGGAUUCAUGUCUUCUAGGACUUACCAUAAAGGAGGGAUUACUGAACCUCACAUGGAUGAUAUCACUCAUUUAAGGGGGCAGAGGUGGAACCUUUCUGGGGAUGGGGAUCAUUAUAGCAGAAAUAUGGAGAUUGAGUCUGAAUUCCAGGAUAACCUUGUUGAAAAGUUUAAUGAUGUUGGAUGGGGGCAGGGCCGUGUCCAUGGCAAUCCGUAUUCUCCUUAUCCUGACCAACUGUAUCCAAAUUCUGAUGCAGAUGGGUCUUAUUCUUUCGGUAGGUCACGGUAUUCCAUGAGACAGCCUCGUGUUCUUCCACCGCCAUCACUAGCUUCCAUUCACAAAACCUCCUACAGGGGGGAAAUUGAUCAUCCUGGACCCUCAGCUUUUCCAGAAAAUGAGAUGGAGUACAAUCAUGCAGCUAGAAGUGAACCUACCCUGCAGACAGGGUAUGAUACUAAUCGUGUGGAGCAUAUCAGACAACCUGAAAUAAUUGAUGUCAAAGAAGAAAACACCGGUAAUGAGAAAAAGAAACUGGACGGUAACACCACCCCAAGGUGUGACUCACAAUCUUCUCUUUCUGUGUCUAGUCCCCCUAGUUCUCCAACUCAUCUUUCUCAUGACGACUUGGAUGAAUCCAGAGAUUCUUCAGUGUUAUCUGCCCCUGGGGAUAGCAAAGAUGUUCCCCUGUCUGGGCAGGAGAACGAAUCACUUGCAUUACCUACCAAUUCUGGAAAAGAAAAUGUGGUGAAUGCUUCUAGUUCUGUCUCAACCGGUGAUGAUGAAGAAUGGGCUGUUGAGAACAAUGAGCAUCUUCAGGAGCAAGAAGAAUAUGAUGAAGACGAAGAUGGAUAUGAGGAGGAAGAUGAAGUGCAUGAAGGAGAUGAUGAGAAUAUUGACCUAACCCAUGAGUUUGAAGGCAUGCAUUUAGAGGAAAAAGGGUCCCCUGACAUGAUGGACAACUUGGUCCUGGGCUUCAAUGAAGGUGUUGAAGUUGGAAUGCCAAAUGAUGAGUUUGAGAGAAGUUCAAGGAAUGAAGAAGGUGCAUUCAUGGUACCUCAGGUUUUGUCUGGCACUGUUGAAGAGCACGGGUCAUUUGAUGGAAUUCGUACUGAUGAACAGACCCUUCAACAUAUGGAUGGUUCCUCCCUAGUGAAUGUAGGUAGUUCUUCUAGAACAUUCCAGGAAACUGAGAAGGCAAUGCAGAAUUUAGUUAUUCAGCCUAAUAAUGCCUCCCAUAUGUCAGCUACAACUGAUCGUGUGGAUCAUGUGGAUGCCGCUAGUAGUUCUCGGCCAUCUUCUCAGCAUCCAGUUGCAUCUUCGGUUAGCCUUAACUCCCAUUUGUUGUCUGGUCAGGCUGUCAUGCCUACAGUAUCUGCUGUUCCAAAUCAGACAGAAGGAUCUGUUAAGCUUCAGUUUGGGCUGUUUUCAGGCCCAUCUCUGAUACCAUCUCCGGUCCCAGCUAUACAAAUUGGUUCUAUACAGAUGCCUCUUCCUCUGCAUCCUCAGGUUGGUCCUUCUCUCGCCCACUUGCACCCGACACAGCCUCCUCUCUUCCAAUUUGGCCAGCUAAGGUAUACAUCUCCAAUAUCCCAGGGACUACUGCCAAUGGCUCCUCAAUCAAUGUCUUUUGUUCAGCCCAAUCUCCCAUCCAGUUUUUCUUUGAAUCAGACUCCAGGAGGUCAUCUGCCUAUUCAGACUGGUCAAGGAACUUCUCAAAAUAUAAAAAAUGAUGUUAUGUUACUUUCGGUGGAUGAUCAACCGGGGCUUACUUCAAGGCACUUGGAUGUAUCUCAAGAGAAUGUACCAGAGAAGAUAAAUUCAAUGCCAGCAGGAGAAAAGGCUGAAACCUCUGUUAUGGUGCAACGGGGACCAGCGGUAUCCCGUAUUGGUGAUAGCAAUUCAAGGUCUGAGACAGUGUUUCAAGCAGAUCAGAGACACCAUAAUUCGGUUGGGAAAAACUUCAGUGCUUUCUUUGGUACGAGGGAAUCUGAAGGUCAGGCUCAAACUGGAGCGGCGCCAUCUCAGUCGGUUUUCAAAGAAAAAGACUUUAGUGGGCCAAAGGCUCAUGGCCCAGCAUCUGGUGGCAGGGGAAAAAAAUUUGUAUUUACGGUUAAAAAUUCUAGCGCAAGAUCAUUUCCAGAUACUGAGCCAACCCACGUAGAAUGUAGUGGGUUUCAGAGAAGGCAUCGACGCAAUAUGCAGCGUACUGAGUUUCGAGUUCGAGCAAGUGCUGAUAAGAGGCAAUCUACAGGUUCUGUAUCUUCCAACCACGUCGGACUGGAAGAGAAAUUUGUCUCUGGAAGGGGUUUCGGGCCUUCUGUAAGAGGUGGGCCUAGGAGGGUUGUCAUGUCAAAUAAACCUUCAAAACAGAUGUUAGAUUCAGAGGGCUUGAGCCCUGGUCGAAAUAAUUCACAUGAAAUAGAGUCUGUAAACAAGGCUGAAAAGGGAGCUGGAAAAGAUGCCACAACAAAGAGUCAGAAUAUCCCGAAAUCUGGAGAGGGAAACCUUAAAAGAAAUAUUCAUUCUGAAGAGGAUGUUUAUGCUCCUCUGCAAAGUGGUAUUGUGCGUGUUUUUGAGCAACCUGGCAUAGAGGCUCCUAGUGAUGAAGAUGAUUUCAUUGAAGUGAGGUCAAAGAGGCAAAUGCUGAAUGAUCGGCGUGAACAGAGAGAAAGAGAAAUCAAGGCGAAGUCUCGCGCCUCAAAGGUGCCACGGAAACCUCGUUCUACUUCAAAAGGUAGUACUGCCUCUGCCAACUCAGGUAAAAGUUCUGCAGCGACAAAUGGAGAAGCAGGAAACAGCAUUCACUCUGAUUUUGUUGCCUCUGAGGGACGUGGAUUGGCAAAUAUUGAAGUAUCAGCUGGAUUUAACACUAAUGUAGUGUCUCAACCGUUAGCUCCAAUUGGCACUCCUGCUGUGAAAAGUGAUGUCCAGGCUGAUAUUAGAUCCCAAACAAUCAGGUCACUCAACACAAGCUCCCUUCCUGUAGUAUCAGGUAGUGUAAAAAAUAUUGGGCGAGGCUCUAUUAUCGAGAACAACAAUAAGGUCCUGGAUAAUGUUCAAGCAUCUUUGAGCUCAUGGGGUAAUCAACAGGUUAUGGCCUUGACGCAGACCCAACUUGAUGAGGCUAUGAAGCCUGGGCAAUUUGGUUCUCAUGGUUCUGUUGGAGAAAUUAAUAGUUCAGUUUGUGAGUCCAGCAUGCCAUCGUCAUCCAUCAUGACAAAGGAGAAGCCAUUCUCAUCUGCUGCAAAUCCAAUCAAUUCCCUGCUUGCUGGCGAGAAAAUCCAAUUUGGUGCCGUUACGUCUCCAACAAUACUGCCUCCUAGCAGCCGUGCUGUAUCACAUGGAAUCGGCCCACCAGGACCAUCUCGGUCAGACAUGCAACUCUCCCACAAUCUUUCUGCAAGUGAGAAUCUUCUCUUUGAAAAAGAGAAACACACCACUGAAUCAUGUGUUCAUUUGGAAGAUUGUGAAGCUGAAGCUGAAGCAGCGGCUUCAGCUGUUGCUGUUGCAGCCAUUAGCAGUGACGAAAUUGUUGGGAAUGGUUUGGGUGCUUGCUCUGUCUCGGUUCCAGAUACCAAAAAUUUUGGAGGUGCCGAUAUUGAUGGGGUAGCAGAAGAUAAAGCCGGUGAUCAGCAAUUAGCCAGUCAAUCAAGGGCCAAACAGUCUCUCAGUGUUUCCUUUCCAGCAGAUCUAUCUGUUGAGACCCAUUCAUUAAGGCCACCAUUACCAGGUCAGAAUAAUUUCCUUAUAACCAAUUUCAUAGUGGCUGCCCUUCCCAAGAGUGUUGAAGGUGCUGAUAUUGAUGGGAGGACAGCAGGUGAUCAGCAAUUAGCCAGUCAAUCACGGGCCGAAGAGUCUCUCAGUGUUUCCCUUCCGGCAGAUCUAUCUGUUGAGACACCACCAAUUUCGCUAUGGCCACCGUUACCAAGUCCUCAGAAUUCUUCAAGCCAAAUGCUUCCACAUUUUCCUGGUGGCCCGCCUUCCCAUUUUCCCUUUUAUGAAAUGAAUCCCAUGUUGGGGGGUCCUGUUUUUGCAUUUGGACCACAUGAUGAAUCUGCAUCUACUACCCAGCCACAAUCCCAAAAGAGUAGUGCACCAGCUUCAGCGCCACUUGGGACCUGGCAGCAGUGUCAUUCUGGGGUAGAUUCAUUCUAUGGUCCUCCUGCAGGUUUUACUGGUCCUUUUAUCAGUCCAGCUGGAGGCAUACCAGGUGUUCAAGGUCCACCACACAUGGUUGUCUAUAACCACUUUGCACCUGUUGGACAAUUUGGACAAGUUGGCUUGAGUUUCAUGGGUACUGCCUAUAUCCCAUCAGGAAAGCAGCCAGAUUGGAAGCACAACCCUGCAUCUUCCGCCAUGGCUGUUGGUGAGGGGGAGAUGAACAAUAUAAAUAUGGUUUCUGCACAGCGCAACCCUACCAACAUGCCUGCUCCGAUCCAGCAUUUGGCCCCUGGGUCACCACUGCUUCCUAUGGCUUCACCUUUGGCCAUGUUCGAUGUUUCUCCCUUCCAGUCCUCUCCUGACAUGUCAGUUCAAGCCCGAUGGCCACAUGUUCCUGCAUCACCUCUUCAGUCUGUUCCUAUAUCAAUGCCAUUGCAGCAACAGGCAGAUGGUAUACUUCCUUCUAAAUUUAGCCAUGGUCCUGCUGACCAAUCAUUGCCGGCCAACAGGUUCCCUGAGUCCCGGACUUCUACAGCCUUUGAUAACAGUCGUAAUUUUCCUGUAGCAACUGAUGCUACUGUCACCCGAUUCCCAGAUGAACUGGGAUUAGUAGACCCCGCAAGCUCCUCCAGCACUGGGAAUUCAACACAGAGUGCUGUCACUAAGAGCUCAUCUGUAAGUACCACCGUAGAUACUGCCAAGACUGAUGUUGAUCAGAAGCUCAGUACCAGUGUUAGUGGACAUAGCGCGAGUUCUAAUGCCAAGUCUCAGUCAUCUAUGCACAAGAAUAACACCUCUAACCAGCAGUAUGGCCAUUCAUCUUAUUAUCAGAGAGGUGGGGGUUCUCAGAAAAAUAGUUCAGGGGGUGACUGGUCGCAUCGAAGAACGGGGUUGCAUGGAAGGAAUCAGUCUCUGGGUGCAGAAAAGGGCUUUCCACCUUCUAAGAUGAAGCAAGUAUACGUGGCUAAACAGACCUCAAGUGGGAGUUCAACAGCGCUAUGAGGAGCUACAAAAUGAGCUGCUUGGAUUUGAGAAAGAAAAAAAGAAAGAGAGCCUGCAGGUUGAAGGAGAUGUUCAGGAAUAAAGAGUUUUGGUUGCUUUAUUUUUUUGCAGCGUCCAUUGCACCGGUAGGUGCGUGUCUAGUAUUGAGAUUGAGAUUUUUUUGAGAUAUAUCAAUAGAUAGGUAUGCUGGUUUUCCCAAUGAAGGUUUCUGAAAUUUUGGGCCUGCCUGGUGGUUGCUCGAUUAGAAGAAAAAUGACGAUUAGCUCGAAGACUAAAUAGUUGUAUUGACAAGUCAACUAUGAUAUUGUUUUCAGUUGUGGUACAUCAUCCAUGGGGGUUUGUGGGUUUGAAAUCUUUGUUGGUCUGCAAACCGAACUGUCAAUUUAUUGGGGAUUUGAUGUACUGAAUGUUGUGUCCAGGUAGCAUUCUUUUUUCAACUUUAGCAAAUGAUAAAAUGCGGCCUUCGAGGGAGGGAUUUCUUCUUUCUUUCUUUCUUUCUUCACCCUGUUCUGUAUUUGUAUUUAUUUUUAAAUGAAAUGUAUUUUGUGGUUGGAAGAAAUUUGAAACAAUUGGGAGAGUGAUUUAGUAAUAAUACGAGAUCGGUUUUGCUAA
Prunus dulcis (almond) is the source of this 8587-nucleotide messenger RNA. RefSeq lists its product as uncharacterized. The record is from RefSeq and is a predicted model, not a curated record. NCBI's taxonomy places the organism in Eukaryota, Viridiplantae, Streptophyta, Magnoliopsida, Rosales, Rosaceae. Bases 383 to 7975 code for a protein of 2530 amino acids. The transcript has 9 exons.